Messenger RNA from Truncatella angustata, 1416 nucleotides. RefSeq lists its product as uncharacterized. Lineage: Eukaryota; Fungi; Ascomycota; Sordariomycetes; Amphisphaeriales; Sporocadaceae. The transcript is spliced from 2 exons. The coding region runs from base 1 to 1416 and encodes 471 amino acids. The record is from RefSeq and is a predicted model, not a curated record.
AUGAAAUUGCUCGAGCCGCCAGACUGGCGAGAAGUGCCCAUCUUCAGCGAGGCCCCAAGCCACCAAGUGGCGGUUCAGCGCUCCGGCUUAUGCAGACAUGACUCGUCAGUCUCGGCCCGUAGAACGUCAAACGGUCCACUUGGUUGUCAAAUUCAGAUGUUUGAUAUGACGAGAAGCAAACUUGGCGAGAAAUUCUCCCCAAGGUGCUUAUCUGGCGCAUUGGCUACUCUAGGAGUCCGAGAAAGAAAACGGGAGACAACGGAUGUGUCGUGCCCAACAUACGUUAUCUUCCGAUUCAAGCCUCCCAUCUACCUCGCCCUCGUCGACUGGUUUUCACAAAUGGAAGCAACAUUUCCUCAUUUUAGCUCGCUGCCAGCAGAGCUUCGAUGCAAAGUAUGGAAGUUUGCCUUACCACAGCGUACGGUCAACUUCAGGCUGAAAAUGGAUAUGGAUGCAUGGAAUUGGGCCUCGGAAUCAGAUUGGUGGGCGCAUUACGUUCUGACGGGGGAUUACCACUCAGCAGCCGCCACGCAGCCAGCCCUCCUGCUGGUAAACCACGAGGCGCGGUUUGAGUCUCGCAAGGCGUACAAGCAGCUGGCCAUCGACAAGGCGGUCCUGCAAAGGUGUCUGGCGGACGACGCAGUCGUCGACGGCAGGCUCGAGCGGAUGCGCAACUUGAACAAGACCCCGCGGCUCAACCUGGACCAUGAUAUACUCGAGUGGGCUCACGUAAAGCGGUGGAGUCGCAACAACCCCGUGAAAUGCGGAGCGCUCUUCCUUGCCGCCAGCAUGUCAGUUCAGCACGUCGUUGUGGAGUACGACCACUAUCUCCACACGUCCCUGGUCUCUCUGGCCUUUAGCGUUCUGGACGUCGAGAGUCCGCUAAGGAGCCUCACGAUCAAGGUCGCGGACGCCGUCGCGCAUAAGCAAUACACCUACCGAGUGACCUGCGUUCCCGACCAGGCGCCCAUGCUCCGCCGGGGGGAUGACGCCGAUACUUUUGUGAAGCGCCGGCAAGCGUGCAUGCUGCCUUGCUACCGACGCCCGAUCCACACGACGGAGAAACUGCAGCCGACGACCCUCGAUCGUUCUACCUUGAGCUCGUUCGCACAGCCCUUCGAGCGAGACACGAGGUUGCACACCAACUUCGCCAUAUUCCGGGUAGCUCCGGGCGACGAGGCGUCAGGCGCCAGGACGCCGGUCCCGUCGCCCGAGGUCAUGCGAAGCUGGAGAUGGGUCGAGAUGGUCGAGGAGCACGACCGCGUCCCCUUCGGCGCGAGCCUCCAGGGUGACGUGGCCCUGUUCAUGCACCGGAUCUCGCUUUUUGAGCAGUGGAGCUACAACGACGGCCGGCAACCCCGGAUCGACAUCGUUCCCUUCCACGGCGUUUGUGUGCCCCAGUACGGCCUUCCCUGA